Messenger RNA from Oryzias melastigma (Indian medaka), 1342 nucleotides. RefSeq names its product caudal type homeobox 1a (gene cdx1a). The transcript is spliced from 3 exons. Gene Ontology annotation, molecular function: DNA-binding transcription factor activity, RNA polymerase II-specific; RNA polymerase II transcription regulatory region sequence-specific DNA binding. Gene Ontology annotation, biological process: animal organ morphogenesis; cell differentiation; regulation of transcription by RNA polymerase II. The record is from RefSeq and is a predicted model, not a curated record. Bases 288 to 974 code for a protein of 228 amino acids. Gene Ontology annotation, cellular component: nucleus. NCBI's taxonomy places the organism in Eukaryota, Metazoa, Chordata, Actinopteri, Beloniformes, Adrianichthyidae.
UUGGUAUCAAGUCUUCAGUUUUAUCAGAGUGGUGCGUGAGGGCAGGUGAGGUGGGGUAAGGUCAUUGACCUGCCGGCUCAAAUGGGACUCAGGUGAAGCGUGACGUCACGCUGAUACUUUUGAACUCCUUGGCAGUAAAUCCAUAAAGGUGUGUUGUUAGUGAGCAGGUAGCCCGGCAGUCACAAGCUUUAACCUGAAACCGAAGGGGAGAAAAAACACAAGGCCACAUCAUGCUCCAGCGGCUCUGAUUCUCCAUCCCUGCCUGGAACCACGACGAGGAUAGCGGCAUGUACCCCAACUCCCAGUCGGUGAGACACCCGGCUCAGACGCUGACGCUGAACAGUCAGUACAUCCCGCCUGCGUAUGACUUCACCGGGUACCACCACCACCACCACGUCCCGGGAGUCAUUGACCCGACCACGAGCGCCUGGAACCCCGCGUACGCACACAGGGAGGAGUACCCCUACAGCUUCCCGGGGUCCAGCCCCAGCGCCCUGCAGGCCAGCUUCACCUCCCAGGAGCUGGGGGGCGCGCCCUCGCCCGCUGGAGGGGGCUCCAUCACCCCCUACAACUUCUUAUGUGCGCAGGAGCCCUUCAGCUCCAGGAGAUCACCUGAGGCCAUCAGGCACAGCGCGUCAGGAGGGAAGACUCGGACUAAAGACAAGUACAGGGUGGUGUACACGGACCACCAACGGCUGGAGCUGGAGAAAGAGUUUCAGUAUAACCGCUACAUCACCAUGAGGAGGAAAUCAGAACUGUCGCUGGCCCUCAGCCUCUCUGAGAGACAGGUGAAGAUCUGGUUCCAGAACAGACGAGCCAAAGAGAGGAAGAUUACCAGGAAAAAGCUGCAGCAUUCCCAGCAGGCCUCAACGACGACCCCGACUCCACCAGUGAUGGGGGGACACUCCGAUGCCCACGCGGCCCCCAGUCCCAGCAGCAAUAUGCUGUCAGACAUCAAAUCUGAGGAAUACUAGAUGGAUUUGGCAAAACUGAACAGUUUCUGAUCAUGUAAAUAGUGUUUUGUUGUUCUAAGUUCACCAGAAAACGAAUCUUUUAACACCAACAUGGUGCCAUGAUGCUGCACUGACGACUCUUCCAAAGCAGAGCAUUACAGUUUUUGGUUUCAAGCAAAUUCUUAACAGAUGUGACCUUUAUUGUUUUCAAGUUUUAUUUCUGUUUUCUAUGAACAUGUUGGAAUUCACUAUCUUUGGAUUUUAUUUUGCACUUUUCCUUGCUCCUUCUGCAAACAACUUACGCAGUAAUGAUCCAGUCUUAAACCUGAGAUUUUUUUAGGUUCAAACUGAGCUGGAGAGCUGAAAUAAACCUUAAAAAACGAACGGUU